This is a messenger RNA of Kwoniella shivajii, 1626 nucleotides long. RefSeq lists its product as uncharacterized. NCBI's taxonomy places the organism in Eukaryota, Fungi, Basidiomycota, Tremellomycetes, Tremellales, Cryptococcaceae. Gene Ontology annotation, biological process: lactate metabolic process. The transcript has 12 exons. Gene Ontology annotation, molecular function: L-lactate dehydrogenase (cytochrome) activity. The record is from RefSeq and is a predicted model, not a curated record. Bases 1 to 1626 code for a protein of 541 amino acids.
AUGCUGCUUCGAUCAGCGACUACACGAUGGGCGAGGGCAUGCGUUCAGAAUUCGCGUCGAUAUUACGGGACGCAUCAUGAGACCCGCUCGCUGAGGAUCGGGACCACGACGACGCUGGUAGCUUUAUUGGCAACGGGAUAUACCGCGCACUCAUGCUUCAACAGAGCCAUCCGUCUCGAAGAAGACAUGGCUAUGGAUACUGCGUCGAGGCUCAUCUCGUUCCAGGAGGUGCAGAAACAUACCUCCAAGGGGGAUUGUUGGGUCGUCAUAAACGGGAACGUGUACGAUGUCACCGAGUUCUUGUCGCAGCACCCCGGUGGAGAAGCUAUCAUACUUAAAAAUGCUGGGAAGGAUGCAACACGCAUAUUUACUCCUCUACACCCGCCAGAUGCUCUGGACAUUCUAGAUGAAUCCCAGAAACUGGGUCCCGUCGAUCCGCUCACCGUGCCAGAGUUGGAGGCUCCCGAGGUGACUGAGGAGGAUAGAAAGAUCGAGGCAGCACGGAAACGUCUACCGCCUGUCGAUGCGAUGGUCCUUUUGCAGGACUUUGAGGAAUGGGGAGAGAGAGUGUUGACUGGGACAGCGUGGGCGUAUUAUCGCAGUGCUGCGGACUCCGAAAACACAUUCACCGAGAACCGGGACGCGUUCCGACGCUACUGGCUUCGUCCGCGGAUCCUGCGCAAAGUUGGCAGCGGUAGUACCCGCACAUCAUUCGUCGGUAUCGAAACGGAGAGCCCCUUUUUCAUCUCACCUGCGGCUAUGGCCAAGCUGGGCCACCCUUUGGGAGAGCUAAACAUCACGCGGGCGGCGGGUCGACUUGGCCUCGUUCAGGGCAUCUCGGCGAACGCAAGUUGUGGGCUGGACGAGCUGAUGGAGGCGCGAGUAGAUGGGCAAAAGGUGAUUUAUCAGAUCUAUCUCAAUAAAGACCGGAAGGCGUCGGAAGCCUUGCUGCGAAAGGUGGAGCAGCUGAAACCGGCGGCGGUCAUGUUCACUGUGGACGUGGCUUGGCAAAGCAAGAGAACAUUGGAUGUGCGGGCGAAACACAUCCCCGUUGAUGUCAACGCCGAUACCUCCACACCACGGUCCAAAGCUCCUCUCGGUGUGAGCGAGGCGAUUGGCGGUUACCAAGACUCGAAUCUCUCUUGGGAUGACAUCGAUUUCAUCCGGAAACACAUUAGCGCCCCGAUCAUCGUGAAGGGGGUACAAAGCAUCCAAGAUGUCGAGAUGUGUAUCCAGGCUGGAGUGCAAGGGGUUCUUCUUUCCAAUCACGGUGGAAGAUCAUGCGAUUACGCGCCGGCCCCAAUCGAUAUCCUUUACGAAAUGCGAUGCCUACAACCAGAUCUGUUCAACCAUAUCGAUGUGAUGAUCGAUGGCGGAAUACGUACCGGUGCCGACGUUGUCAAAGCGCUCGCUCUCGGUGCCAAGGCCGUUGGAAUCGGACGACCGAUACUGUAUGCCAACGGCACUCAUGGACAGGAAGGUGUCGAGCGGGUCUGCGAAAUACUACAAGAGGAAAUCACCAAUACAAUGCGGAACACGGGUGCUACGAAGAUCUCGGAGCUUGUGCCAGAGAUGUGCGGACCUGCUGGGCCGUGGGUCGGCAGUAAUCGUCCCCCUUACGCAUAG